AUGCGGUGUAAGGCAAGGAGGAAUAACCUCAUCAACCUUUAUAUUAACGACCUGAUCGUUGAGCUCAGCAGUAAAAAAAUCGGCUGUCGCAUUGAUGACUGCAAUAUUAAUAACAUCAGUUAUGCUGACGACAUGCUGCUGUUGGGCCCAACGUUCAAAUAUCUGGGUCAUUACGUGACCGACGACCUUAGGGACCAUGUAGACAUUGAGCGGGAACGGGAACGGGAACGUAGGGCGCUGGCAGUUCGAUGUAACAUGCUGACGCGCAGCUUGUGGGCCGGCUAUACUUUGCGGACUAUUAGCGCCCAGCGAGUCCAAUAUAAUAAUGGGUUCAGAAUAUUGAUGGGACUGCCCCGUUUCUGCAGUGCAUCUGGCAUGUUCGCUCAAGCACACGUUGAUGGCUUCCAAGCCAUUAUCAAACAGAAUUCUGCAUCGCUGCUCUGA
Molecule: messenger RNA, 444 nt
Organism: Spodoptera litura
Lineage: Eukaryota; Metazoa; Arthropoda; Insecta; Lepidoptera; Noctuidae
Source: RefSeq, a predicted model, not a curated record